Messenger RNA from Adineta ricciae, 1200 nucleotides. Lineage: Eukaryota; Metazoa; Rotifera; Eurotatoria; Adinetida; Adinetidae. The record is from the annotation of a GenBank genome assembly.
AUGGCAAUUGCAUAUCGUAUCAUCGCAUUAAUUCUGUUUUGUCUGGUGUAUAUUGUUGGCUUAAUUGGUAAUGGACUAUUAAUAUUUAUCGUAUUCCGUCAAAAAAACCUACGUACAGUACCAAAUCUACUUGUUGUUAGUUUAGCUGUCGGUGAUUUCCUGUUUGUUUUGUUCUGUGUUCCAUUCGGUGCCGUGGCUUAUUCACUAGAAUAUUAUCCCUUCUCAACAUUUUACUGCCGAUUUGAAAAUUUCAUCAUUAAUCUUUCUCUCGGCGUGUCAGUUUUUUCAUUGCUAGCACUUAGUGUAGAUCGAUACAAAAUCAUCGCAAAACCAUUAGCGAGCCAUGCUAGCGAUCCAUCGAAUCAAUUGAAAAUCGUCGUUUUCUUCAUUUGGCUAAUAGCCAUCAUCUUAGCCAUACCUGAAACCGUCUACAGUGGUCUGAUUACUGAACGAGUAUCCCAAGUGGAUAACUCAACCAUUGAAUUAGUCUAUUGUUGGUGUCCGAAUGAACACUCAUUACUUAUUAAUCAUACUUUCAUGAUUGUUCGUCAAAUUUUACGUUUAAUCAUCUACUAUCUUAUGCCAUUCAUUUGCAUAUCAAUUUUUUAUAGUCUCAUCGCGAAGACCUUAUUCGACACACGGCAUGUUAUCUAUUCUCCGAAUACGUCUGCACGAAUGAUGAAGAGCAUGCCUGAUCAUCUGCCAGCAAGAAUGUACUAUCAUUCUCAAGCGAAACGAGCAGCCAAUCAAGAUCUGCAUGCACGAAAACAGCUGCAAGCUCGGCAGAAAGUCGCAAAAACUGUCCUGUUUCUCUGUCUGGUCUUCUUUAUCUGUUGGUUACCGAAACAACUCCACGAUUUGUAUUGGUUCAUCGGCGUGCUUGUUUACUCAUUCAAGUGGAAUCUUUUCUGGCAAAUAAAUAAAACAAUCGCUUUGAUCUUAACAUACGUUUAUUCAUGCAUUAAUCCGUUUGCACUUUAUUUUCUUUCAUCAACGUUUCGUUAUUUCUACAAGCGACAUUUGUUCUUCUGGACAAAAACCAACUGUUGCGUUCAACAGAAACUGAACAAAUCUAACCAGCGCGCCCAGACAAGUUCAAGCAACUAUCCACGUUGCUCGUCGAUCAACAAUUCGAGUACCAUUUAUUACGAAUUAAAUCGAAUAAAAACAUCGAAAAACUGUCAACAGCAGAGUCUAUAA